Messenger RNA from Teleopsis dalmanni, 2591 nucleotides. RefSeq lists its product as uncharacterized. Bases 387 to 2576 code for a protein of 729 amino acids. The record is from RefSeq and is a predicted model, not a curated record. Lineage: Eukaryota; Metazoa; Arthropoda; Insecta; Diptera; Diopsidae. The transcript is spliced from 11 exons.
UGCUCCAGCGAAAAACGUAUUUGAAGCAGUAGUUGGAGAAAGAAGGUGUAGAGGUACACCGUGUUUCCGGUGGGGUGAUCAAGUUAAGGAAGCAAUAAUCGCAGUUGGUGUUCGAGGGUAGAGCAACUGCGCACACAGCAGAGGCGUCUGGAGAAACAUGUGGUAUUAGGCCAAAACCCGGUAGGAGUGUUCUUGAAGUAUCGUUGCGAACCGACAAUUUGGAAGGACAGACGGAGUAGCAGCGUUUAUAUAAAUCGAAGUCUUAACUUUAGGAAAUAAAUCAUACCACUGCAUCCCUGCUCUCUCCACGGGGGAAUCAAUUGCGUCUACACUGAAAAACUUUGUAUAUUUUACCAUAAAGAGUUUUAACAUCAACGUAUUUUACAAUGAAGAUUGCGAAUCUCUCUGUUCUAGUUUCUAUAUUUACUACAUUCGUGACACUGAUUAAAGGUGAUAAACAUGACUCCGGUAAUUGGUUGGAACGCACUUUUUACAAUGAUGAUAUGGAUGAAGGAGGUACACGAUCACUGAAGUCGUAUUCAGCUGACGAACCUUUUAACAAUAUAAUGGAUGCACCAUCUUUGCUGGAUGAUGUGGAUGAAAAUGAUUUCUUUGAAUUGCCAAAAAAGAAGAAGUCCAAACAUGAAAAGUCACAUAGAUCGAACAGACAUAAACAUCACAAGCACAAGUCCAACAAAAGGAAAACCAAAAGUAAUAGAGUCAAUAAGCUUCAUACAAAAAGAGGCAUGAAUGCUGAUGAAGAUAUGUCUGAUUGGAAUGAUUCUGAGAGUUAUUACGACGGUAAUAAAAAAAGGCAUCACGCAAGUCACAAGCAUACAAAACAUAGUAAACACUCCGCACAUCACAUCACUAAUUCUGAAAUUUAUGAUCCAAUCGAGACCUUUAGAUAUGAAGAUACUAAAGACUUCUAUGAGGAAGAUCCAAAUCAACGUUCAUACUUAAAACGUGGUAAUGAUACCAAAAAACAUUCAGAUGAAUCCAAGUAUUUGUAUAUACCGGUCGAAACCGGAAAUGAAUUCCAACCGAUAUCUGAUUUUAAUGAAGAAACUAAUGAAAAAGAUCUUUCCUAUUUGGCAACACCAAAUAACGACAAGGCAUACGAAAGCUUAACCGUUGCUAAUGAAACGACAAAAAAAGGCGUCGUUAACGCUGAAGACCGUGUCCAAACACCAGGAUUUGAUGCCGAAAAAGAUGAGGAUACGCAAAAACAAAUAAUAGCUCUGCAUUCUCAAAUACAAAGCUUCAUGCCAUUCUUUAAUGAUUUAGCUAUAAUAUCAGAAUCGGCAGUAUUCAAACGCCAACUACAGGAAAAUACAGUUGAACCACCACAUGCAAUUGAAGAACGUACAAUAUCAGAGUGUAGCGAAGACAGCAUGGAGAAAGAUGGUACUAAGCUACAAACCGACGAAUCGGCCAUUAACACAGCUUCAUCAAUAUUUGGUCAAUAUCAGGAAAAGGAUCAAGCAGUUGUCACAUCUCUACCAGCUAGUCAGUGCAGCGCAACAGAAAUUGACGAGGAACCCAAAACUAGUCUUUUGUCGUUAAUAAAUGGGGAGUUAUUAGCAUCGGUACAGCCAAUUCUCGAGAAAAAUGCUGUUAUAACACCAAGUGCAAAUGAGCAGGAUGGUAAUGAUAAGGCAAUAACAACAGGAACUACAGCUCAAAAUAUGUUUGCAGUAGAUUCUGCAUAUUUAGUUAAUGAGACGAGUGAUACUGCAAUACCAAAUGCUGUUCAAAAUAAAACUUUGGGAACUGCCCUUUUACAAAAGCAAGAUAAGCUAUUAUUGCUUAAUGAUACCACGGCCACAUCAGCAUCUCUAGUUUACAAGCAGAAGAAAGCUAUUGUCACACCAAAUACAGUUAAGACACGCAGUACAAGUGCAAGCCAACAAGAGGGCGGUAUAUCACCAUUAUUUGAAAACUCAGCAUUUAUAACUGUAUUUGAAGUUUCUGAGAAAAAAGCCGCAGCUCCGUCCACUGCUAUUGAGCAGAAUACUACACCAACUAUGGAUAUAAAACCACUUGAUAAUCAGAAAGCAACUGACAUAAUUGCAGCAGUAUCAGGUGCUGCUAAUAAGGCACAGGACGAAAUUGUGACAAAUACCAUAAAUAAUACAACUGCAGCAAAAGUUAUUCCUUCAUCUGCAUCAAAUAUUACACAAAGCGCAAUGGAUAAUCAAAGCGCUAUUGUUAGGGAACCAACAACAAUGACUUCUAUAAAUUUGUUUUCAGAAACAAUAGAUGCAGUGACCACUAUGACAUCAUUAACAGAUAACAGGAAUACAACAAAAAUUCGCCGUCACCAUUCCUUUGAAGCUGUUUUAUCAACUGUUAAGGACUCGAUUAACUUAAAAUUAUCUGAUAUUGUUGCUUUCACAGAAUCAGUCAAUGCAUCUAACGCUAAAUCGCCGAUAGUUCCUCUCGCACUAGUAGCAGUCAUUCCUGACGAGGCUGGCCCCACAACACCAGUCAAGGAGACUGCUAUUGACGACAAGUCAAAAGUAAAAAAUGUUGAUUUGUUAACAAGAUUGUACAGUUUCUUGUUUAAUCUUUAAAUACUAAGAAAUGUU